AGCCGAACGCCUUCCCCGGGGUUCGACAUUAAGGGCUUCUAUUUGUUUCACCCCAUACUAAACGCCAACUCGACGUUUCUGGGUUGAGAAACACUAGACUCUUGGAAGUGCCGCGGAAGACUGUUUCCAGACGCACCAAGACUGCUAAGGGACGCUGUCAUACAAUGUUCCGAUAGCUCGCAAUGCUUGACUCCCUCAAACACGUCCCUAAGAGAUCUAAACAAAACACGGCCAAUAUCAUCCGCCAACCAAAAGGACGGGCCGGAGCAUAAUACGCCGCUGUCAUGAUCGAUCUUGGAAGAUCCCUUCCACUCCAGUAUAAGUAGAGGGGGCCCGCUAUGCAUUGAGAGCAUCAACUUCGAUCGCAACCUUCCGACGUCGCAACAAUGGUUCACCUCUCUCUACUCGCAUCUGCGCUGGCGCUUGUUUCUGCUGUUUCCGCCCAAUGCGGUUCAGGCACGCCUGCGGCGAGGGUCACGGGCUCCGGCAGCUCUUUCACAGCGACCCGGGGUUCUACUAACGUGUACACCGGAUCUGAUUACCGUGCUGCUAUUCAAGCCGCUGUCGACUCCAUCAGCGCUGGCCAGCGUGUUUCCGUCAUUGCUUCGGGUUCUCUCGGGGCCAACACGAUCACACUGACCGCUGGUAAAAUCUUCGAAGGCUGUGGAACCAUCAAUGUUGCAAACCGAGCGGGUCGCGGCGCGAUCGAGGUCACGAAUGCGAACGAUGUUCAAAUUCCCUACCUCACCAUGACCGGAAGCCCCUACUUCGGUCUUCGCUUCUCCGGCGCCAAUGGCCUUGUUCUCGGCCAGAUCACCAUGAACCUCAGCGGUGGCUUGGGCAUCCGCUUCGACCGCGACCGUGCUGCCCAGUCGAACGUCAGGAUGGACGUUAUCCGUGUCACGGGUGCCAGCAGCCACGCCGUCGAGACAUGGAACAUUGAUGGCCUAACCAUCAACCAGGUCAUUGCUCGUAACGUUGGCGAGUCUGGACUGCUGCUCCAGAACUCCAUCAACGUCCAGGUCGGUCUCGUCGACGGUGACAACGUCGGUGCUGGAUCAGGAUACGGCACUCUCCGCUUCGCCAACCGCAACGGCCGCAACGCGAACGGAAACUACAACACCAACGUAUACAUCGACAGGGUCAAGUCCCGUGGUGGAGGUCGUGGUGUCUUCUGUGUGAGCGAGUCUGGUGCCGCAGUCAUCACCACAGUCGAUCUUGCCAACAACGGCAACAACGCUGUUCUGAUCGAGAACUGCUACAAUGUCUCCAUCCGCGGCGGAACUGUCAGCGGCGGCGGAGAGGUGCGUAUCGCUGCUCGUACGGAGUUUGCCAACACCCGUGACAUUUGGAUCACACUCAGGGUUGAUGGCACAACUGUCCGCGAGUCUCCUUGCGCCGACAACAGCAACUGGACCUUGACUGGUAACGGUGCUAGGAACAUUUGCUAGAUGUUCUGAGAUGACGGGUCGGAGAUUUGCAUUUCUAUGUAUAUAUGGCUUCACACGCAAUUUUAUAAUAUGCGACAACAACUCUCGCUGUCCCUCUGUCUGAAACACCUCCCCGAAGAUUGAAAUUGCAACUCAUCGCAGCGCUUACAGAAACUCCAUGGCGCUAGCUAAAAACUGCGGCGUGUGAAUGGCUACGAUCAUUCUCACGCCUUACAACUGAACUAGUAUCAGCUCACUUGAAAGCUAGUUGCUAACAGUCACUCCUAUC
Messenger RNA from Boeremia exigua, 1719 nucleotides. RefSeq lists its product as uncharacterized. The transcript is spliced from 2 exons. Lineage: Eukaryota; Fungi; Ascomycota; Dothideomycetes; Pleosporales; Didymellaceae. The coding region runs from base 387 to 1451 and encodes 354 amino acids. The record is from RefSeq and is a predicted model, not a curated record.